Messenger RNA from Bipolaris zeicola 26-R-13, 1731 nucleotides. RefSeq lists its product as uncharacterized. NCBI's taxonomy places the organism in Eukaryota, Fungi, Ascomycota, Dothideomycetes, Pleosporales, Pleosporaceae. The coding region runs from base 1 to 1731 and encodes 576 amino acids. The record is from RefSeq and is a predicted model, not a curated record. The transcript has a single exon. Gene Ontology annotation, molecular function: potassium ion leak channel activity. Gene Ontology annotation, biological process: potassium ion transmembrane transport; stabilization of membrane potential. Gene Ontology annotation, cellular component: membrane.
AUGAACAUAUACGCACCGCCUCUGCGUCCGCAAGAAACAUACACCCAAGGAUUCUGGUACGCCAUCGCAGCAGCCGCCUUCUAUACUAUAUGUUCCAUGAUCCUCAUGGUCAAUAUGCUAGGUUACUUUCUAGGCCACUACCCAGAAAACUUUGCGCUCAGUGACAGCCAACGGACACUCAUCCUGCAGACGAUGGCAUUCUUUAUCUGGCUGGCUGGUGGCUCCGCAGUAUUUGCCAAACUUGAACAAAAUGCUGGCAACGAUAGUUGGCGCUUCGCGGAUGCCCUGUACUUUUGCGAUGUCACAAUUCUCACAGUUGGCUUCGGCGAUAUGGUACCAUCAACUGCUGCGACUAGAGGUAUCGUCUUCCCUUACUCCGUCGGGGGCAUCGUCACCUUGGCCCUUAUUGUCUCUUCGCUCUAUACCGCAGUACGCGAGUUGGGUGAUGAGAAGAUUGUCCAGAAGUAUGUGGACCGCCUGCGCGAAAGCGUCGUCGAGCGUACAGUGACCAACUCCUUCGAUCUUCGUCAUCGCGAACACACCGCCCAUCAUCUCAUCAGAAAGCGCAAACUUAGACCCCCUAAGAUAUCUGCACCAACUGAACUGCGACGUUUACGCAAACCCGUGGAUGAGAACGCCAAUCAUACCUCGGCACUCCCACACAUUACCCACGCUCUCGGCAUGAAUUCGAAAAGAAGGCUUCUAGUUUUAAAAGAGGAGAAAGAUCGAUUCGAAGUCAUGCGCAGGAUACAAGAGGAUUCUAAGAAGUUCAAGCAGUGGAUGGCCCUUUUCUGGUCCACCACCACAUUCUUGAUCCUUUGGUGCAUAGGUGCUCUUGUGUUCACAAUAACUGAAAAGGACAGUCAGGGACUAACGUAUUUCCCCGCCCUCUAUUUCUGCUACGUCUCCUUGCUCACCAUUGGGUACGGAGAUUUAGCCCCAAAGACCAAUUCUGGACGGUGCUUCUUUGUCGUUUGGAGCUUGAUCGCCGUCCCAACCAUGACCAUCUUAGUCUCUAAUCUUGGAGACACGGUGGUGGCAAACUUCAAGAAAUGGAGCGAUAAGUUUGCCGACUUUACCGUGUUGCCUAAGGCAGGCAUAUGGCGCUCGUUUCUUGACAAGCACCCCUGGCUUCUUCAGUGGUUACAACGCUUGACAGAAUACCAUACACGUAGGAAGCGUUUGAAGAAGGGAUUCGAAGUCGGGGUUGUCGACAGCAAUGGCUCAGGUCCUCCUAACGUUGGUGACAACGACGCCGGUCCCUCUGAAGAUGUAGAAAACCCGCGAGACAGCGACAGAGCUGCUGAAGAAUCUGAGGCAACUCCAGAAAUCUCGCUUCCUCAAGCACCGACUGGUGCAUCCAUAUCCCGCCAGCUGGCGCUGUGUAUCCAAAAGGUCUCGUUUGACCUGAGAAAACCAAACAAGCGGUAUAGUUACGAAGAAUGGGUUGAAUUUACACGCUUAAUCCGCGCAACCCACCCAGAGCGUCUAGAUCGCUAUCUAGGUAUCGAGUGCAACUCAACAGACGAUGAGAACGAGGAGGGAUUGGUGAACUGGGAUUGGCUUGGUGAGCAUAGCCCUUUGGUCUCUGGAAACAGCGAAAGUGAGUGGUUGCUGGAGAGGCUUGUAGAGAGUUUGGUAAGAUUGGAAAAGAGAAAGGAGGUCGCAAGGCGAAGAAGAGAUAUUGGGGUGUUGAGGAAUAUAGAGGGAAAGAAUGGAGAAAAUGGCUGA